Molecule: messenger RNA, 345 nt
Organism: Fulvia fulva
Lineage: Eukaryota; Fungi; Ascomycota; Dothideomycetes; Mycosphaerellales; Mycosphaerellaceae
Exons: 1
Coding region: 1-345 (114 amino acids)
Source: RefSeq, a predicted model, not a curated record
AUGGCCUUCCUGAACGAGGAUAGCCACACACCCGACCUUCCCGAGAUAGGCUCACUUCAGCUGUCCGAGUCGCCCACCGACAGCCUAGAUGCGGCAGACGACAGUUGGGUGUAUCCUGUGCCACUCUCCCACUCCAACGAGCUAUGGAGCUGCACCUAUUCUCACGAAGCAGUGAUUGCUGCGUUCAAAGACUACUAUGCAUUCUUGACACGAAUGUACCUUGACGAGGACGAUGUUAUUACACCACCGGUGUCCGGGUGGCCCGAUAUCACGGCAGACGUAUUGAAGGAUUUGGGGAAAGCCGAUGAAGUUGUGGCCUCGCCUCGCAGCAUCCCCUACACAUAG